Hemibagrus wyckioides is the source of this 1690-nucleotide messenger RNA. Its product is annotated as organic solute transporter subunit alpha-like. The record is from RefSeq and is a predicted model, not a curated record. Bases 569 to 1561 code for a protein of 330 amino acids. NCBI's taxonomy places the organism in Eukaryota, Metazoa, Chordata, Actinopteri, Siluriformes, Bagridae. The transcript has 8 exons. Gene Ontology annotation, molecular function: transporter activity. Gene Ontology annotation, biological process: transport.
CUAAGAGAAACAGAAGUUGACCAUAGUGGUCAAGGAGAAUGAUGAAACACUAACACAGGCUGGUGUUUUCUUUGAAACAUAGCCUUGAGUUUUUCUGAACCGCCAAGGAGAAACACCAUUUCACCAUCUGUAUAACACAUAAUGGUAGCAUUCAAAUUCACCAUCUUUGCCUUUAUGAUAUGAAACCUUUAUAGCCACCGGAUUUUCAGCAAAUUAGUUUCCCUUUCAAAGUUCAUUGCUUUAACUAUGUGAUGACUCAACCUGCCUGACAUAUUAACCAAGACAUGUAAGGAAGCUUGUAGUGUAACUAGUAAGAAUGUCAUGUCCCUUAUAACUGAACAGAGGAAACAUACAUUGUGAUGAUUUUUGGUAGGGAUUUGUAUAUUUACGUGUACACUGGCUCUUGUGUUUUUUUAUUGGCCCACGAAGUGACAUCAGGUAUCUGAUGAGGAGGAGCUUCUUGGAAUUUUAUUUGGUUAGCUAACACUGGAGCUGAGAGCAUUUUUUCACCACACUUACUGGAAGUUGUUUUUUUUCUCUGAGUGUUGUAUGAAUUUCAGUAUUAAUCAUGGAUGAUCUGAAUGGAACAUUUGAUCCCAGAUGCCUAGCUGAGCCACCUAUGGCUAUGGAUGUUAUUAACCAGCUGGAUGUCUUUGGGAUUGUUCUAUACUCCAUCCUGACAUUCAUGGCUACUGUGUCACUACUUCUGUAUUUGGAGCAGUGUGUGUACGUCUACAAAAACGUAUCCUACCCAAAGAAAACCACCAUCAUUUGGGUCAGCGGUGCUGCACCAGUCAUUGCUACUAUGUCAUGCCUCGGAAUGUGGAUCCCAAGAAGCACCAUGAUCACAGAUAUGACGUCUAACUCAUAUUUUGCAGUUGUGAUCUAUAAGAUUCUGAUCCUCAUGCUGGAGGAGUGUGGCGGUGACGAGGCCUUUUUGAGCUAUUCGGAGAAGAAGACGUUCAGGAUCAGCACGGGACCGUGUUGCUGUUGUUGCCCCUGCCUUCCCCGAGUGCCAAUCACACGGCGUAUGCUGUUUUUGCUAAAGCUGGGAUCGCUGCAAUAUGCCAUUAUGAAGACGGCCCUCUCUGUUUUCUCCGUUGUUUUGUGGACCAAUGGAAUCUUCGAUCUUACUAAUCUGGAUAUAACAGGUGCCACUAUAUGGAUAAACCCAUUCAUAGGAAUCCUGACUAUUAUCUCCUUGUGGCCAGUAGGCAUCAUGUUCAUGCACAUAAGGAACACACUGCGCAGCAUCAAGAUCAUCCCCAAGUAUGCCAUGUAUCAGCUGGUUUUGGUCCUGAGUCAGCUGCAGUCAGCUAUUAUUAAUAUCCUGUCACUUGACGGAACAAUUGCUUGCUCACCGCCCUUCUCAUCUGCAGCCCGAGGAUCUAUGCUCAGUCAGCAGUUGAUGAUUAUGGAGAUGUUCAUCAUCACGCUGGUGUCAUGGACACUGUACAGACGUUCGUACGAGCCUGUCAAGCUGGAACCUAAAGAGAGUGAAAAUAACUUGGAUGUUAUGCUCAGCUUAAACACUGCCUUAGACGAGGAACAUGCUGCCUGAUGUGAAAGAAUAUAUUUAUAAUUCUGUGCCUUUUGUAUUUGUUUAUUUGUAUUACAGUAUUUCAUAUAUCACUUCAUGUUUGGUGUAUAUUUAGUAUAUAAGUAGAAUAAAAAAAUAUAUAUAUACAGA